CUUUCAGGCACAAACACCCUCCAUCAGCCUGAGGAAGCAUCUGCAGAUGGUCUGCUCUCUUCCUGGAUGGAGGGGCAAAGCAGCCAGAGGCCAGUCUGUGUGCACUGGUUUCUGCCACUUUCCGCAGUCCUGGGCCCAAAUGUGUUGCCUGACUUUUAAUCCACGUAACCCAGCUGCCAAAAUGAAGUGAGGCAGCACAAAAGAAAAGGAGAAAGCCUUUUUUAUAAGGGCAGGAACUGGUCUCACUGUCCAAACGGCGAGAGGAGCGGUUAGGCGUGUUAGUCUGCACCAAGGCAGCAGCCAGGGCAGGGCGGCAUCGUCCAGACGGUUCAGGUCCCUUCCAUCCCUAACUUCCUAGGAGUCUAUGUAAGGCAUAAGCUUUUGUAGACGCAGGCCUACUUCAUCAGAUGCCAGGAACGUCCCCGUUGUGCAUGCCCCGGGGCUACUGCCACCCAUCCUGGAGGCAGUAGCGGCCUUAGGGGAGGGCAAACUGGGCGACCGCCCAGGGCCCCACACUUUAGGGGGCUCCAAAAUUUUGCAAUAAUUUUUUUAUUUGGGGGGGCGGGAGUUAUUAAAAACGUUCUUUCUUCAACUUGUGAAUAAGUUUCCUGCACAGAGCAAAGUAAAAUUGAAAUAAAAAAUGGUGUGAGGAAGGGGAUCCAUGGUAUGAAACGCACAUCUUGCUCCAGUUGAGCAGCAAUCAAACGCUUUCCUGCUGUGCCUGGGGCCUAGCACAUGCCAUCCAGCUGCGGAGGGAAGCCAAAACCCGGGGGACCCCAGCGGCAGAGCGCAGCAAGGGGUGGCACAGCAGGCGGGAGAAGGAGCGCCUCACGGUGGGGUGCAGACCCUCGUGCCACCCCAGCCGCCAGAUGGCAGCACUGAGCGCCCGGCCCGGGCGGGCAGGAGCCCCUGCUCCGCGGCCCCUUUAAGGCAGGCGGCGGCCGGAAGUGCUGGCGGGAGAGCUGUCGCGGCUGCUGCGCAUGCUCACUCUUCCCCUCCCCCAGCCCCGGACUCGGGCGUUCGGAGACGCAAGAAAUGCCGCAGCUGGAGAUCUGUCACCGAAAAAACCCUGCCUCCAGCAAUCCAUUAAUGUCAGCAUGGGUCUCUCCAGCUGCAUCGUUCCUGGGGAGAGUUAAUGAUGUUGAGGCCUUUGUGGAAGCUGUUCCACGUGUCAGUGCUUGCAAAGGAGAAGACUCUUAGGUCAUGCAUGAUAAGACUGUAGAAGACCAGGGGGAAAGCCAACCAGACUGGGACAAAUUUGUGGAAGAUUGAAUUAAAGCCUGGACCACGAUAUACACGAUGUAAUUUGUUUUCCUCUCUCCAUAAGCUCGACUCAACCCGUCGACUUCAUGUGAGAGAUGGCAAAUGCCGAAGUGAGCGUCCCUGUUGGGGACGUGGUGGUCGUGCCAAGUGAAGGAAAUGGAGGGCAGAACCCAGAAGAUACCAAAACGCAAGUGAUACUGCAGCUUCAGCCCGUGCAGCAAGGUUUGUUUAUCGAUGGACACUUUUACAACAGGAUUUAUGAAGAGGGCUCUGAGACCAGCGCUGCUGUAGUAGCUGUAGAAACACACACCAUCCACAAACUUGAGGAAGGGAUUGACCCGAGCACCAUUGAAACCAAUGAGGAAAUUGAGAUUGCUUAUCCCAUCACCUGUGGUGAGAGCAAAGCCAUCCUCCUUUGGAAGAAGUUUGUCUGUCCCGGAAUUAAUGUCAAGUGUGUUAAGUUCAAUGACCAGCUGAUCAGCCCUAAGCACUUUGUUCACCUGGCUGGCAAGUCCACCCUGAAGGACUGGAAGAGAGCCAUUCGCCUUGGAGGAAUCAUGUUGAGGAAGAUGAUGGACUGUGGGCAAAUUGACUUCUAUCAGCAUGACAAGGUUUGCACCAACACCUGCCGAAGCACCAAAUUUGAUCUCUUGAUCAGCAGUGCCAGAGCACCAGUGCCAGGGCAACAGACGAGCGUGGUGCAGACUCCCACAUCAGCGGAUGGGAGCAUCACCCAGAUUGCACUUUCUGAGGAGAGCAUGGAGGAGGGGAUUGAGUGGAACUCUGCCCUGACAGCUGCUGUCACCAUGGCCACUGAGGAGGGCAUGAAGAAGGACAAUGAUGAGAUUUCGGAGGACACGCUGAUGUUCUGGAAAGGCAUAGCUGAUGUGGGACUGAUGGAGGAGGUGGUCUGCAACAUCCAGAAGGAGAUUGAAGAAGUGCUGAAAGGAGUUCAGCAGCGGCUUGGCCAGUCUUCCUUCCCAAUCACGGAUGCUGCAGUCCUGAAUAAUGUGGCUCACACUUUUGGCUUGAUGGACACUGUCAAGAAAGUUUUGGAUAACAGGAAAAGCCAGACGAAUCAGGGAGAAGAGCAGUUUCUUUAUACUCUAGCAGACCUGGAACGUCAGCUGGAGGAGCAGAAGAAGCUUGCCAAGGAUCAGAAGGCAAAGUCUCAGACUAUCCAGAAUGUGGUGCUGAUGCCCGUCAGUGCUCCAAAGCCCCCUAAAAGACCCCGCCUGCAGCGCCCUGCUUCAGCCACAGUCUUAAGUCCUUCUACCCCCAUCCAGCAGCCUCAGUUCACGGUCAUAUCGCCUAUUGCCAUUGCACCUAUGGGACAACAGUUCUCAGUAGGCAACAUCCCAGUGGCAACCAUCAGCCAGGGCUCCAGCCCGAUGACUGUUCACACCUUGCCAUCUGGCUCGCAGCUUUUCCGGUAUACCACUGUGGUGUCAUCCUCCAAGACUAACUCAUCUGACACUGUGACCCUUCAUCCAUCCUCCAGCCUGGCACUGCUGAGCUCAGCUGCUAUGCAGGACAGCAGUGCCAUAGCUAACAUGGCUGCAGUGGUGAACCCGGUGGAACUGGUGGCCAUGGAGUCUGGCCUGACCUCUACCAUCCAAGCUGUUGAGGGCACCUCAGAAGAUGGACAGACCAUCAUAGAGAUAGACCCAGCACCAGAUCCUGAAGCAGAGACUGAGGAGUCAGAAGCUAAAGCUGUGAUUCUGGAAACAGAGCUGAGGACUGAGGAGAAGGUGGUGGCAGAGGUUGAGGACCAUCAGCACCAGGUCCACAAUGUAGAGAUUGUGGUCUUGGAGGACUAGCCAGGAAAGCGAAUCUCAUGGUUAAGGGGAGGAUUGCUUUCUUUGUUGUUGAACUAAUUUUUACAGCCACCCUGUUAGUUCCCAUGGGUUUUGUUCUUUCUUUUUUUUUAACAAUUAUUUAAAAAAAAAAAAAAGCUGGAGAAACACUUAUACCCAAGGAAAAGGCUCCUUUUCUGCAGAGCCAUGGACAAAACCUACUGCUUGCAGGGAGGAGGAAGAAUUCCUUUGCCUAAACUCCCCACAGACCCCAGGAAGGGGACCAAAGGCUUCCUCUUCCUGAGAUUGCACAAUGGGACAGUCUGCAUGCUUGGGUUUUAGGGGGCUGGGGGGAGGGGGUUCUUUUCUUGUCCAGACCUGAUCAUUGCUAGGACAAUUUUAAUGCGGGAAGACUGUUCCCAGAGUAACUGGAGCAUUGAUCUGCCUGGGAAGGGGGUGCUUCUUGCUUUGGGGGAAACCAGUACCUCAUCUUCAUUUUUUUCCCCAGGGAAGGGAAUUCUGUCUAACUCUUCAUUAUCAACUAUGCUGGUAAUUUGCUUUUGGUGGAGAAAGCAACAACCCUUGUUCUUGUGUUCUUAGUCCUUCUUCCUACCCAACAGGAGGUGGGAUUUGGGGGUUUUUUGUUUGUUUGUUUUGGUUUGUUCUCCCUUCCAGAUCUGCCAGGUGCAAAAAUCCUUGAGCUGCUCUUAUCAGUUUUGGGUUAUUUAACCCAAAUCCUGCCUCUUCCUUUUCCCCUCCCUCACCCCUUAGGUUUUUUUAUUGCAGAUGCUUUUGUAAGACACUGAGAUUGCUUAAGCCUUGUGCAUAAAAGAGAAAAAUUAACUCGAGCUAGAAAAAAAAAAAAAAAAAAGAAAGAAAAGAAAACACAGCCCUCCCUUUAGCCUAAUGCUGACCUCCUGGAUGUAUAAAGCGUGUGUUGUGCUGUUGCUUCCUGGGAGAGCUGGACUCUGGGCCUAGGAGCACCUUCUGUUUACGCUGCACGCUGGGAACUGUACCAUGCUAGUUGCUAUGUUUGGUGUUUUUGUUUUUUUACUCCCUUAAUUUGCAGGAUUAGGACUGGCUUGCUACUUUCGCUGUGUGACUGCCUCUCCCUCCCAUUUCUUUCACAGAUUUCUUUCGUUUGGCUGUGAGGUGAGGAAGGAAAGCUCAGUUCAGCUGUUGAAUUGCAGAGAAUUGGGAGGGGUAGGGGAAUAUCUGCUUGUUUGGAAAUAUUAAACAAGAUGACAACAAAUUAAAUAGACCCAGGGGUGGGGACAGGGGAGGAAGAUGUGUUUUGGUUAUUUUUUUGCAUUAAAAAGAAAAAAAAAUCUACAUGCAGGUGGAUUGCUUCUUAACACAAAGGACAACAGUGGAUUUCUUACAAGUAUUUUAAUAGCGCCACAGGCCAGAUCAGGGACCUGUUUUACAAGAUGCUAUACUUAUGCAGAGUAGACGUUUCCUGUAAGAGCUCAUGCUCUGCACAGAGAAGACACGGGAGGUAGGAAAUGCUGUUUUAUCCCCAUCUUAUUGACUUGAGAUCUAAGACAGAGAUACUCAUUGCAUCCCAUCGCAUCUGUGCGAACUGAAUGUGUCACUCUGCCAUCCUGAGUCAGUAGUAUGUUAUAUCCAUGUUCCAUGUAUGUAAGUAUCAGGGUGCAGAGGGAAAUUUAAGCCCUUUGCUUUGCUUCUGCUCACAGAUGGUUUUUGAUGAAGCUGACAACUGAACUUAGAUCUUUGUCUCCAUCCUGACCUUUAGCUCCCGUACAGUUAUUUCUUUCAACUGUUGCCUUUACCCCCUUCUCUAGAGCCUUGUCUCUCCAGGAUUCUUAAUUGGAGUUCCUCCUCUACCUUUUGCAAGAUACAAAGAGCAGAAUCUUGAGCAUGGAGCAGACAUAGGUCCUUUAUUGGAAACUAUACCUGGAAUUCUCUGCCUCCAGGAGCAGACAGCUGGACUGGGUUUUCUGCUUACUGAAGAUUCCUUCCAGGCCUUUUCAAAACUGUAGUUUGUUUGUUUAUUAACCUGUUGUGCACUGGAUCCUAUAUUAGUGAUGUUCACAGCCACUCCAGGACUAGAGGAGGAAUUUUGGACUGGAUGCCAUGCAUGGUAUUGGAAGGUGACCAACAAGGUUGAACCAAUUUGCGCUAUGCUGUGCUUCAUUCCUGCAGUCCCACAAAAGACGACCAGCAUCUGCUGUUGACCAGGAGAAAAACCAGGGUCCAGGCAAGCUUUGCUUCUGUCAGUAUAGUUUGAAGCCUCCUCAAAAUGCACUGAAAAAGGAGUUGUCAUGUGUUUGGUUUCUCUGACUAGUCAGCUCUUUAGAGGUGGGGUUGGAUCAAGAUGAUAGGAACAGCAUCUUCUGGUGAAAGCAGGCCCUUUAAAAGCUACAGCUCUGACAUCCCUUACACACUUGUGACUCUAACUUAACUAUAGUGAUUUUCUAGGUUCUUGGGCUUUUAUUUCCUUCUCUAGGGAAUUAACUGCCCUUCCACUAUACUGCUAUAUAAGGCAAGACUACAGAAACAAGCCCCAUUAACUUUUUUUGGUUGUUCAAAAUACUGUGGAGACCUGAGGCCUAUUCCUGCUCCCACUGAAGUUGAUGGCAAUAUCUUACACUGAAAGUUGGAUCAGGUUUAUUAGAGCAGAGUGAGCUCAAGUAUAAGGGAAAGGCUCAGAACCACAGUGGUGCACCCUUUGGAAUGGGAAAUCAGCAUGGCAUUAGGGUUUAUCACAUGUCCACAGCUUAUAUUCAUUCAUGUUUACAGCUUAUCAUUAACAUAGAAAAAAAGAAACUGGACUGAGCACUGGCAGGCAAAGGGGUUGAUGGGCAAGUAAUGACUGCUGGCAAAAUCCAGAAAGAAUGAAAAGGAUAUAGGUGUUUUCCAUUGAAAACUGAAACAACAUGAUCAUCCUGACCAUGGUAGGAAAUUAAUACAGCAGCCAUGGUCAGAAAUCUGUCGUUAUGGACAUGCAGCAUGCUACUGUACCCAUGUUCACCUCUGCCUAGUGUUGAAAAUAUUGCAUGUUGGUGAAUUCAGCACGUGGCCUCUUCUUUUUGGUUGUUUUUGUUUUAAUUGGAAAUACAACACACCCUUCCCACUCCUUUCCAAAAGUGUCAGGAAAGACAAAUAACUGGCCAGACUGGAAAGCAGCUGUGCUUAAAUGGCUUAAAUCUGCUCCUCUCAGAGCUAUUGCAAAAGUGUAGAGUCUCUAUUGGACAUAUAGGACGAGUAGGCAGUAACUAGCAAUGCCAAAACCUUGAUAUGGGGGGGAUGAGACAGGGAACAGAUAAACUAAAGAGGGGAGCAUGUUAGAGUGAUGAGCGGCCUGCAGUGGUAGGUGAGGGAAGGAACACAUUUGUAAGGGAGAGGCUCCCAUUUCUGAGUGAUGGUUAUUGUUGCCAUUGAGAAGAGCUGACUUUCUGUGGCUGGGUAUUGUAAUGUGUAGAAAAGAUUUAGUCCUCUGGAAGGACAUUCCUUUAGGCCUUUAUAAGGUGUCUGUCCCACUAAGGAGCAAGAUGUUGUGAGCCUAGCCCUGUUACAUUAAAGGCUGCCUUCUCAGUCUGUCUCUGACACAUUGAGGGCUGUGCUGCUGGCUGGAAAGGAUGGAGGAGAGAUGGAGCAAAACCUUUAGGGGCCAGGGCCUGGGGGUGUGGGACCCAAUUGGCUCACUCACUGUCACGGGCACGGAAGCCUCCUUUUUGUCUUAUUUCUCAGGUUAGUUUAUUCCUGCUUCUCCAGUGAGAAGCCCCUCUCUCUGCACAGCCUCAACAGAGCAUAUGGUUUGUCCAUAGAUCAUCAGUCCCUUGGGGGUGGUUCCAGUGCCUCAAAGUCUGUCAGUCGGCUCCAAAAGAGCGGAAAAGAGCUAGUGCUGCUGGCUCCAAGGAUCAAGUACUGAGCUGUCAGAAAAGGGGCGAGGCAUCCUGCCCUGACUAAAAGUUGGAAUGCAAGAGGGAAUACAUUAAGGGCAUGAGUCGGAGUAGGGCCAAGGACACCACAGACAAUGCCCUCAAGGAAAGGACUUUGACAGCCUCAUUUCCAGGUUACUUCCCCAGGGACUCGGGGGUAGUGCAUCUUUUAAGAAGAAUCCUCUUUUCAGGAAUUUAUCCUCAACACCCCAAAACAUUCUUCAUUGAACCAAUUUUUGAUCCAUCUGCUGAUCUUCAUCAUCUUGUCAUGCCUUCUUCAUCUUUCUCUAGGGACUGAAGGAAUUCUGCUGAAGAUUAACUGAGCCUUUGCUCGUUAGAACACCUGCAGCCUGGCACGGUUGUCUCCAGUCCAUUUGGGCAGGAAUCUGCUAGUGUUAUUUGUCCUGGCGUGCAGACCACCAGUGCAUUUUUCUCUUUGCACAUCAGCAUCAUUUCAGGCUUAGGUGCAUAUCUUGUGUUCUUGUUCUGGUCUUCUCUGGAUCCACUCUGGUGAUGGACCUGUGGAUUCAUCUUACUGCAGUUUUCAAUUGUGAUUUCACACUUUCUUGGUGGUGGCGAGAGUCUCAGGUUCUCUCCCUUUUGCACUUUUCUGUCAGCAGGUCACUCCAUCUUCUGUUAUCUUUCCCAAUCACCCGUGUAACAUCCUCUUUGCUCCUUGGGUUCUGGUUCUCAGCUGCCUGCAUUACCACUUUCUUUGAUCUGUGGAGACUGGCUUGCUUUCUUCUCCAUCUCAACCUGCUUUGCAGGAAACUUCAUCAAUUCUGUGUUUCCUCUGCUAGCAGAUUUCUUCCUUUGUCUUGUCCUUGCGACCACGUUCAACUUGUAUUUAGUGGGUUGCUUUCUGGGUCCCGUUGUUCUCCAACUGUAGACAAAUCAUGGUUUGUUAGACCAUCCCCUCUUCUCUCCUCCUUCAGGUCCUCAUCCAGACAACACCACUGCCUCCAGCUGCAUGGCUAGUCCUCCCAUCGUCUCUCCCGCUCACUCUAGAAGGCAACGUUUCAUAUUGACGGCGGCUUCCAUAACUAGUCCUCUCCCGCGCGCAUUCUCCUGCCUUUGUGUCCAGUCGCUGUCCUCUCUUCAGGUCACCUCGCUGGCCGCCUUUGCAGCCAUGAGCAUCUUUUGGUCCUUCUAGGCCUUAGAGAAGAAAUGUCCCCAAUUCUCCACUCUGCAAGUGCCCACUCAGCACCCGUGCUCCCCUGCUGGCAGGGGCAGCCCGUGCGGGGGGGGAGGGCCUGGCGGGGGGGAGCCUCUGGGCGGUGCACAGGGUCAAGUCGAGGGGGGGCGGCUUUAUGGUGCACAGACACUGAUCAGCGGAAAGGCAGCCGAGGCGCCCAGGGCGGCGUUCAGCGCGGAGGCUUCCCGGGAAAGCAGCGAGUCGGGAGCCCGUUCCCCGGGCGGGGCGGGGCGGAACCUGCGAGCGCGAGCGCGUGCUCCGGAGGGAGGUGUCUUACCAACGCACCCGGAAGUCUGCUAAGAAGAGGGCUG
Alligator sinensis (Chinese alligator) is the source of this 8470-nucleotide messenger RNA. RefSeq names its product glucocorticoid modulatory element binding protein 1 (gene GMEB1). Gene Ontology annotation, biological process: positive regulation of transcription by RNA polymerase II. The record is from RefSeq and is a predicted model, not a curated record. Gene Ontology annotation, molecular function: RNA polymerase II cis-regulatory region sequence-specific DNA binding; DNA-binding transcription activator activity, RNA polymerase II-specific. Bases 1359 to 3083 code for a protein of 574 amino acids. Gene Ontology annotation, cellular component: nucleus. NCBI's taxonomy places the organism in Eukaryota, Metazoa, Chordata, Crocodylia, Alligatoridae. The transcript has 11 exons.